AUGCCUCCAUCCUUCUUCAAUCUCUCAUCCUUGACGGAUUUAGAUCUGCAUGUGAAUUUUGACAAGCUUCCUGAUGAAUUCGACAAGUUAAUAUCCCUGACUAAGCUCACACUCGACACCUCGUGGAACGCCCACCUCCCGGAAUCAUUCGGCCACCUCACCAGUCUGACUGAGUUGAAUUUUAUAAAUUGUCCAUUAACACGACUGCCUGACUCCUUUGGUGGCCUGAAAUCACUGGUCAGACUCAGCCUUGGAGUGACUAUACUGGACGCUCUCCCUGACUCCAUAGGCCAGCUUCAGAACCUCCAAGAAUUUCACUUGAAAGACAACUACCCCAUUACCAGUCUCCCAGAUUCCUUCUUCCAGUUAAGCUUGUGGAAUGUGAAUGGUUUGUUUCGCUUCCAACCGCAUUGUCCCACCUCGUUUCUCUCACAAUGCUAA
This is a messenger RNA of Closterium sp. Yama58-4, 441 nucleotides long. NCBI's taxonomy places the organism in Eukaryota, Viridiplantae, Streptophyta, Zygnematophyceae, Desmidiales, Closteriaceae. The record is from the annotation of a GenBank genome assembly.